Archocentrus centrarchus (flier cichlid) is the source of this 5194-nucleotide messenger RNA. RefSeq names its product ubiquilin-1. The record is from RefSeq and is a predicted model, not a curated record. NCBI's taxonomy places the organism in Eukaryota, Metazoa, Chordata, Actinopteri, Cichliformes, Cichlidae. Gene Ontology annotation, molecular function: polyubiquitin modification-dependent protein binding. The coding region runs from base 63 to 1625 and encodes 520 amino acids. Gene Ontology annotation, biological process: ubiquitin-dependent protein catabolic process. The transcript is spliced from 11 exons. Gene Ontology annotation, cellular component: cytosol.
CCGCGGGACUGUGCGCUCCUGGUCUGCGCCGUCAUUCUAGCCUCACUGUCCGGACAAGUGAGAUGUCGGGAGCAGUGAAAGAGGAAACGGCGACAUCGAGGAACCGCUUCAGGGGUGAAACGAUCCACGUUACCGUCACAAGUGUCACGGAGAGCAGAGACUUCAUCGUUAGAGGAGACUGCACCGUCAGACAGGUGAAAUGGGAUCUUUCAGAGUCCCUGGGAGCCUCAGCAGAGCAACUGAUCGUGAUCCACUCUGGCCAAGUCCUCAGAGACUCUGAACUCCUGAGUCACCUUAAAGGACAGAAUGGGUCAGUACGCCUCUGCGUCAUCCAAAGGCCUCAGCAUUCAUCUGCUUCACCUUCCACUGAUCCAGAGCUCGACCCUGAACCGGAUAAUAUCACACCUUCUCCUACUUCUCCUCUCUGCCUGGUAGAAGGUCUAGAUAGCCUGACGCUCGAAAACAGCGAGACUAGCUUCUUCCCUGCACUCCAGCGCCAGAUGGAGAACAGAUUGCUGGCUGACCCAGAAAUGAUGCGCCGUCUCUUGGGCAGCCCCUUUGUGCAGAGCACCCUCUCCACCUCCAGCCCUCAACUUAUCAGACAGCUCAUUCUGUCUAAUCCCCAAAUUCAGCAGCUCCUGCAGACAAACCCAGAAGUGGAAGAUAUGCUUAACAACAAAGAUGUCAUAACACAGUUGUGGGAGCUCAUCAGGAACCCUGACAUGAUAGAGGAAGUGAUGAAAAAUGACGACAAAGCAUUCGAAAAUUUGCAGCCAGAGCAGGAAAAUCCCAACGCCAUUACAGGCAAUUCCGAGCCAGAAGCAAAAACACAGGCAGGAGUGGUGACUACAUCACCCAGGAAUCAACAGACACCGGAGGGUGAACCCGAUCAGACUCCACCCUUCUCCGGUCUCUACACAGAUCCUCUCAGAGAACUGAGUGCCACAUCCAGCGCUGGUUCAAACACUCAAAGCAGUAUUACAGCAGGCAUGCAGUCACUGCUGGAAGAGAUCACUACCAGUCCAGGUCUACUGGAGAGCCUCCUGUCUGGGCCAUAUGUCAGCAGUCUUUUAAACUGCCUCAGCCAGAACCCUGACCUGGCUGCACAGAUGCUGCUGAGUCACCCUUUGUUGUCUGGAAAUCCUCAGCUGCAGCAGCAAAUGAGAAAGGAGAUCCCCAUCUUUCUGCAGCAGAUGCAGGCUCCAGAGCUGCUCUCAGCCAUGUUGAACCCCAGAGCCAUGGAGGCUCUGCUGCAGAUCCAACAGGGCCUACACACUCUGGCUGCUGAGGCUCCUGCUCUCAUACCUGCGGCUGCACUCGGAAACAUUGGGGCAAAUGUUACUGCUACUCCUGAGUGUGCACCUGAGUCUGUUCUGAACAGCCAAUCAGGAAGCGGUCAACGGGCUGCUUUGGUGACGGAGCAGCAGCAGCAGCAGUUUGUACAGCAGAUGCUACAAGCACUGGCUAACACACGUAAUGAGGUCCAUCAUGAGGGGACAGAGUUCAAGGAGGAGCUAGAGCAGCUGAGCUCAAUGGGCUUCAAAGACAGGAAGGCGAACCUUCAGGCCCUCAUCAGCACAGGAGGAGAUCUCACCACUGCUAUACAACACCUGCUCAGUCUCUGACACACAUUCGUCUGUGCAUAUAUAUAUAUAAAUACAGACAUAAGCAGUAAAUAUAAGCACCUACACACCAGAACAUUAUGAUAAUAAAUGAAUCACCAGUACUGAUUAAAAAGUGCUUUGCAAAAGAAAAAGAAUACAUAAGAGAACAGAAAGCCAUACUUACUUGAUGCACUUUCAAAAACUUACAUAUAUCACACCCAUAAAUCCCUGUGUUAAACUCUGUUUGUGGUCCUACCCCAGUACACUUUAAACUUCUUUUUCUUUAUCCAAAUUAAGGGUCUGAGGAUGGUGGGUGCUGCACAGACUGUAAAGCACCUGCUAUUAAAACUUGUCAUUUAUGAUAUUAAGCUAUAUAUUUGAGAAAAAAAGUAGGAGGACUUUUGCAUCCUUUGCAUUCCCUGUAUUAGUGAAAGGUAUGACACUGUUUAAAAUGUAAGUAAAAUCAGAAUCCACUGAUUUUGCAAAUCUAUUAAUCUAUUUUGUUCACAACAGAACCAAGUAAACAACAAAUGUUUAAACAGAAAAAAUAUAACAUUUUAAGACAAAAAUAAGUUCAUUUUGUAUUUGAUGGUAGCAACUUGACUCAAGAAAGAUGGGAUAGGGCCAUGUUUACCACUGUGUAGCAUCUCCUCUUCUUUUAACAACAGUCUGUAAACAUCUGGGAACUGAGGAGAUCAGCUGUUGGACUUUUUGGGAGAGAAUUGUUGUCUCAUAGUUGUCUGAUACCGAAUAUUAGCUGCUUAACCAUCCUGGGUCUUCUUUGCGGUAUUUUUGGUUUCAUGAUGAUCCAAAUGUGAAAGGUCUGGGCUGCAGGCAGGCCAAUUCAGCACCUUACUAUAAAGCCAUGCUAUUGUAAUAGAUGUAGUAUGUGGUUUAGCAUGGUCUUGCUGGAAUAUGCAAGGCUUUCCCUGAAAAAAAAGACGUCAUCUGAAUGGGAGUAUAUGUUGCUCUAAAACAUUUCAGCAUGCAUGAUACCUUUCCAGAUGUGCAAGCUGCCAAUUCCAUAGUCACCAAUAUCACCAAUAAUGAUAACAAGCCAGAUGGUCCUCCUCCUGUUUAGUCCAUGUCCUGUUUAGUUCAUGAUUUCCAAACAGAAAUUUCGAAAAGGAAAUACGAUGUUCAAUUUGUCUGAUGACAGAACAGUUUACUCCUUUGCUUCAGUCCAUUUAAAAUGAGCUUUGGCCCAGAGAAGACAGCAAUGUUUCUGGAUCAUCUUCACAUAUGGCUUCUUCUCCUAUGAUAGAGCUUUAACCUGCAUUUGUGGACAGCAUGAUGAACCAUGUUUGCAGAUAAUGAUUUCUGGAAGUGUUCCUGAGCCCAUGCAGUGAUUUCCAUGACAGAAUCAUGCCUAUUUUUAAUGCAGUACUGAUGAGGCCCCAAAGAUCACAGUUAUCCAAUAUCAGUAUCUGGCCUUGCCCCUUGUGUACAGAGAUUUCUCCAGAUUUUCUGAAUCACUUGAUAUUAGCUGAUGAGAUAUUCAGUUUUCACAAUUUUACAUUGAUGAACAUUAUUCUGAGUUUGUUCCAUAAUUUGUUUAUGCAGUUUUUUUGCCUCUCUAAGGUGCAGUUUUUAUAACCAAUCUGUUACUGAUGUGUCGCCAAUUAAACUACAUGUUGCUGCCAUCAAAUUCAAAAUGAACUAGUAUUUUUCAUGAAUAGUAAAAUGUCUCAGUUUUCUGUGUCCUAUUGUGAAUAAAAUAUGGGCUUUAGAGAUUUGUAAAUUGUUGGACUCUGUUUUUAUUUACAUUUUACACCAUGUACCAACUUUUUUGGAAUCAGAGUUGCCAUAUACUGCAGACUUGCAGCAAUGCAAGUUUGCAUAAAUAUUUAGAAGCAGGUCAUGUAUUAUUCAUCUUACUGCUGCCACACUAUAAAGCUCGAGCCUCUUUUCAUGUUGCCACCUGGACAGAGUCUAAUGAAAGCUUUUAGCACCCCAAGACAGUCAGAUGUCCUGGAAGCACGCAGAGGAUUCACACUCUCAUUCUCAGCCAACAGACUGAACCAGGAGUGCAAUAUGUUAUGUGAUGUUCCCACUCUCCUUCGCUGCUCUUGCGUCUUGUCCACCACAGGCUGUAAAAGGAGGCAGACACACAAAAUAAUUAUAAAGUUUGUCUUCAAAGGAAGACUCGGUUUCAAAAGACACAUUCAAAGAAAGAGGACGACUUUGUGCAAAGUCAAAACCUGCUUGAAGGUUAUCUUGAGGUUACACAGGUAUAGGAAAUAUGGUUUGCACAACUAAUCCCACAAGAUUAAAAUACAUCAACAAUGAAAUGUAAGUAAAAAAGAAAACAUUUGAACUCUUCUGGAUGUUACAACACAAUCUAUGAUGAUGACUUUGCAUAGGUGAGGCUCUUCUUGUUAACCCUGUGUGCCUAGCCACCGCUCACUGAACUAACCAACAAUUCCUAAGAUGUGAUGCUCUCCCUUAAGAUUGUGCUGCAUGCCGCAGUGUUUUUGCACCAUAAGGAGCGGGUUCAGUGUCCUCUUUGGGGAUUUCAUGAGCAAACAACAGACUGAGCAACAUCUUUUGACUCCUUCAGUUGACUCGACAGUCUGUUGUAAACAAAACUAUUACAUGCUAUCAUUUACUUUGAAUUAUAUUCUGUUGGGGGCAGCACAGUGGUGUAGUGGUUCGAAUCCACCAUCUGGCCGGGGCUUUUCUCUGGCUUACUCCCACCGUCCAAAGAUGGGGUGAUUCUAAAAUUGCCCAUAGGUGUGAAUGUGAGUGCGAAGGCUUGUCUGUGUCUCUGUGUUCACCCUGUGAGAGGCUGGCAGUCUGUUCAGGGUGUACCGUGCCUCUUGCUCUAUGGCAGCUGGGAGAGGCUCCAGCCCCCCACAACCCUGAAUUGGAUAAGCAGAAGAAAAUGGAUGGAUGGAUCAAUUUUCAGUUGUUUCUUGUUUAGGCAAAUAUGCACUGUUUGCCACUUAAUUUAUGAGGCCCGGUGGCUUUGUAAAACAUGUUUCCUCCAUGCCUCUGUGUUCAACAUAAUGGUAACAGUUGUUCUCCAAUAGGGUCAAACAGUACCAUUAAUUCAAUAGCUAUAAAGUGUUCUUUUUAGUAAUAAUUAAUUUAUUUCUUACAUGAUUGAUAUAUCAGGUAUUUAGUCCAGAAAAUGACAGCUCAAUAGCCCAAAGUGGCAUCUUUAGAUCAUCCACAUUCCUGAACCCUUUUCUAACCUCUAAACUUGCACUACUAUGCUAGAAACACUAGGUGGCAUUUAGCACUAACUUCUUCAGUAUUCUCUGAUAUCAUGGCUUGUAUAACAAUCAAUUUGAAUCUGAGAUUUAAACAAUGUAGGCCUGUGUUAACUCAGUGUUAUUCUCAUGGUAUCACCUAGAGUGCAAAUCUACAUCUGCAUGUUCACCUCUGCAAGAUAUACAAGCUGGGGCAAAUGUGUUAUAUCAUUUAUUGAAACUAUUCGGACCCAAGCACUGAAUAACAUUAAAAAAUGUUCUUAAACUGAGAGCAUUUGUCUGCUUUCCAUUCCUGCUUUUGGGGACUUGCAGCUACCUGACACGUGGGACAUGUACUCUGUAAUCAGAUGUAUGUGCUCUGCUUGACAACGUGCA